CGUCACCCAAAAAUAAAAAAAUCAAAAAAAAUCAAAACAUCAAAUUACACGGUAAAAACCCACAGUUUAGAACUCCCCUAAAACUCACAAUUUAGAGGUCUGAGCUCUGAGGUCUGAAAUAUUUUUCUUUUAAUAAAGUAUUACAUUGGUCUUGUCUCCCUUUUCAAUGCUCUUCCUUUUCUUUCUUCUUAACUCUCUCUCUCUCUCAUAUAUAUAUAUAUAUAUAUAUCAUCACUGUAAACACAAUUUGUAAGAUAGAUUAUCAUUUGAUUCGUUUAAGUCCUUUCAAAUCCUGCUCAGAAUUCUCUCUCUAACUUCAAUGGAAAAGAAGAAAGUAGUAUUGAAAUUGGAUGUGCAUGAUGAAAAGGCCAAGCAUGAGGCCAUGAAAACAGUUACUAGCCUCACAGGGAUUGAUUCAAUUGUUAUGGACAUGAAUGAGAAGAAAUUGACAGUGAUCGGAGAUGUUGAUCCUGUCAUUGUAGUGAGCAAAUUGCGAAAACUAUGCCACACAACCGUAGUGACUAUUGGGCCGGCCAAAGAGCCCGAGAAGAAAAAAGAAGAGCCUAAAAAAGAGGAAGCCAAGAAGGAAGAUGGAAAGAAAGGUGGUGAUAAGAAGAAGGAUGAAGAAAAGCAGAUUGAAGAGCUUGUGAAGGCCUACAAAGCUUACAAUCCUUACAUGACUCAGUACUACCAUGUCUAUAGUGCUGAGGAGAACCCAAAUGCUUGUGUUAUCUGUUGAAAGUGUGAGAUUGAGAAGUAGAGAGUUUAUAGUUAGGACAUUGUGUUCAUUGGGGGUUAGGCUUUGAGUUGUGUCCAAACACCCAUCUUCGAUGAGAGUGAAUAAAAGAGGAUGAUGAUCCUAUUGUACAGUUGGUGUUGGUAGGUAGAUUGUUCUUUAUCCAUGUGCUAUAGGACAUUAGAUGUACAAAGGUCAAAAUAAAGAGAGGAAAUAAAUUUUUGUACUUGGUAGGCAGCAAUUAGUUAUGCUCAUGUUGUGUUUUGCUCAUCUUUGAGGAGGAAAGAAAGAGUGAAUAUGGAAAUUUACUGUAAAUGUUUUAUCCUUACUCCUAAAUGAUAUAUCUAUCUAUACUAUUAUAAA
Molecule: messenger RNA, 1099 nt
Organism: Camellia sinensis
Lineage: Eukaryota; Viridiplantae; Streptophyta; Magnoliopsida; Ericales; Theaceae
Product: heavy metal-associated isoprenylated plant protein 39
Molecular function (GO): metal ion binding
Source: RefSeq, a predicted model, not a curated record